AUUCGUGAAUCACGCGCUGGAGCUGCUGGUGAUCCGCAACUACGGCCCUGAGGUGUGGGAAGACAUCAAAAAAGAGGCACAAUUAGAUGAAGAAGGACAGUUUCUUGUCCGAAUAAUUUAUGAUGAUUCUAAAACAUAUGAUUUGGUUGCUGCUGCAAGCAAGGUCCUCAAUCUCAAUGCUGGAGAAAUCCUCCAAAUGUUUGGGAAGAUGUUCUUCGUCUUCUGUCAAGAAUCUGGUUAUGAUACAAUCCUGCGGGUCCUGGGAUCUAACGUCAGAGAAUUUCUGCAGAACCUUGAUGCUCUGCAUGACCACCUUGCUACCAUCUACCCCGGCAUGCGGGCGCCUUCCUUCCGCUGCACCGAUGCGGAGAAGGGCAAAGGACUCAUCCUGCACUACUACUCAGAGAGAGAGGGGCUGCAGGAUAUUGUCAUCGGAAUCAUCAAGACAGUAGCUCAGCAGAUACACGGCACCGAAAUAGACAUGAAGGUUAUUCAACAAAGAAAUGAAGAAUGUGAUCAUACUCAAUUUUUGAUUGAAGAAAAAGAGUCAAAAGAAGAGGAUUUUUAUGAAGAUCUUGACAGAUUUGAAGAAAACGGUACCCAGGAAUCACGCAUCAGCCCAUAUACGUUCUGCAAAGCCUUUCCCUUUCACAUCAUAUUCGACAGGGAUCUUGUGGUCACUCAGUGUGGCAACGCCAUCUACAGAGUCCUUCCCCAGCUCCAGCCUGGGAACUGCAGCCUCCUGUCUGUCUUCUCCCUGGUCCGUCCUCACAUUGACAUCAGUUUCCAUGGAAUCCUCUCACACAUCAAUACAGUCUUUGUGUUGAGAAGCAAGGAAGGGCUGUUGGAUGUAGAGAAGUCAGAGUGUGAAGAUGAGCUGACGGGCACUGAAAUCAGUUGCUUACGGCUCAAGGGUCAGAUGAUCUACUUGCCUGAAGCAGACAGCAUACUCUUCCUCUGCUCACCAAGUGUCAUGAACCUGGACGACCUGACCCGGCGAGGGUUGUACCUCAGUGACAUCCCUCUGCAUGAUGCCACCCGGGACCUCGUGCUCCUGGGAGAGCAGUUCCGAGAGGAAUACAAGCUGACCCAGGAACUGGAAAUCCUCACAGACAGGCUGCAGCUCACGCUACGGGCCCUGGAAGAUGAGAAGAAAAAGACGGACACGUUGCUGUAUUCCGUGCUUCCUCCAUCUGUGGCCAACGAGCUGAGGCACAAGCGUCCGGUGCCUGCGAAGAGAUAUGACAACGUGACCAUCCUCUUCAGCGGCAUCGUGGGCUUCAACGCCUUCUGCAGCAAGCAUGCAUCUGGGGAAGGGGCCAUGAAGAUUGUCAACCUCCUCAACGACCUCUACACUAGGUUUGACACUCUGACGGACUCCCGGAAAAAUCCAUUUGUUUAUAAGGUGGAGACUGUCGGGGACAAGUACAUGACGGUGAGCGGUCUGCCAGAGCCGUGCAUCCACCACGCACGGUCCAUCUGCCACCUGGCCUUGGAUAUGAUGGAGAUUGCUGGCCAGGUCCAAGUUGAUGGUGAAUCUGUUCAGAUUACGAUCGGGAUCCACACAGGGGAGGUAGUUACCGGAGUCAUAGGACAGAGGAUGCCUCGCUACUGUCUUUUUGGAAACACUGUCAACCUCACAAGCCGAACAGAAACCACUGGAGAAAAAGGGAAAAUAAAUGUGUCUGAAUAUACAUACAGAUGUCUCAUGACACCAGAAAAUUCCGACCCGCAAUUCCAUUUGGAGCACAGAGGCCCCGUGUCCAUGAAGGGCAAAAAGGAGCCGAUGCAAGUUUGGUUUCUAUCCAGAAAAAAUACAGGAACAGAGGAAACAGAGCAGGAUGAAAACUGAAUCCUGGACAGUGGGGUUAAGACCGCAGGGUGAGGUCCAGUCUCCCCCUAACAGAUGCUGGGCCCGGGACCAGUGAUUGCCUCGGUCCUUUUCAUGGUUCCCCAAGUCUUUCUCCUGUGUAUCUCUUUCCUUGUUCAUUAUUCAACUUUAGCUCUGCUUUUGAUUAUUUUUGAGGUUUAGUAUGUUAUCUGAAGUUUGGCUUUGUGCAGCUGAUGUGAGCUUCACAUGUCUUCAGAUGGACUACGCAUCCCCUGGCGUGGUGGUUUUCAAGUAGUGGGCACCCAAUAAAUAUUUGGUGAAUUUAAUUAAAUGAAACUGAACAGUAUUCAGCCAUGUGUAUAUAUAUCAUGGUUUUCCACUUCUGUUCAGUGUCUAUAUGUGUAUAUUUUAAUGACUAUAACAUAUAAAAAGGUUUUAUUGUGUUGGUGCAUAUCAUUAUAGAAAUCGUUUUCUAAAGGAGUUAGUUCAGAAUUUUAGGGGAAAAAUGCAAUUUAUUUUCAGACUCCCCAAAUAAGAAUAUAUCAUGCUAAGGAAAAUAGUAUCUAUUUAGAAUUAUGUUAAUUUCCCUUCAGAAAUAGAGAAUAUACUUCUUUGCUGUUAAAGUAUCAGGUUAUUCAUUCAGAUCAUGUGGCAAUUACAGUUCCGCUAAAAUGCUAUCCUUUGCAUUGUAUCCUUUGAGUUGUAAAUCUCAUUCACCCCAUGCAGCUGUUGGUGAAGGCAGCACUGUUUCACAAUGAGCUAUUGCAUUAGUUUGGAGUAAACGUUAGGGGCUCUAACUACAUCCAAGGAUGAAGCUGGAAGCACAGCUGGGGGUUCGGUUGGUCAGAGCCCCUCUUGGCCCUUUCUUCCCAGAAAUGAGCUCCUUUGUCUUAGCUCACAAGAACUUGAUUCUAUCCAGGGUGCCAUGUUGAGAAAAGCUACUUUAAUUUCAAUGUAGAAUGCAUUCCUGUUGGAAUCAUCACCUGUUGUUCUUCAUUAUCUCUGAUAAUUUAUUAAUAUCUAUCUUUAUAAAAUACAGGACCACUACUUUUGUGUAAAAAUGUUUGUCUUUAAAUUUAGCAUUUCCUAUCAGCACGUUGAUAACUUGUAUAAACGUUCCAUGUUCAUGUGUAAGAGAACCUGUAAUAAAUUAUUUUUUCCACUUGUCUCUAGACGGUUUUUGAUUCAAUAAAAAUGAUGUGAAUGCUCUUA
This is a messenger RNA of Odocoileus virginianus texanus, 3043 nucleotides long. The record is from RefSeq and is a predicted model, not a curated record. Lineage: Eukaryota; Metazoa; Chordata; Mammalia; Artiodactyla; Cervidae.